GCAGGCGCGUCAGCCGAGCUCGGGGCGGCGCGGGCGGCGGGGACGCAGCUGCCCCCGCUCUGCGCCCGCUGCACCCCCAGCGGCCACCGCCGUCUGGGCCCCGAGCAGCUGCCUCCUCGCCUGGAGGCUGCGGGCGGGGGCGCCUCGGGAUCGAUCUCCUGAAAUUUAACUUUUCAAGAUGAAGUUUUUAUUGGCGAUUGCCUUUUUUAUUUUAAUUUCCUUGUGGGUUGAAGAAGUCUAUUCUAAAGAGAAGUCUUCAAAGAAAGGGAAGGGGAAAAAGAAGCAGUAUCUAUGCCCAUCCCAGCAGUCAGCAGAGGACCUUGCCCGAGUACCUGCCAACUCCACUAGCAAUAUCUUGAAUAGGCUAUUGGUCAGUUAUGAUCCCAGGAUAAGACCAAAUUUUAAAGGCAUUCCUGUUGAUGUAGUAGUCAACAUUUUUAUCAACAGUUUUGGAUCCAUUCAAGAGACAACGAUGGACUACAGAGUUAACAUCUUCCUGAGACAAAAAUGGAAUGAUCCCAGGCUGAAGCUCCCUAGUGAUUUUCGGGGCUCAGAUGCACUGACGGUAGAUCCCACAAUGUACAAGUGUCUCUGGAAACCUGAUUUAUUUUUCGCAAAUGAAAAAAGUGCCAAUUUUCAUGAUGUCACCCAGGAAAAUAUCCUCCUCUUUAUUUUUCGUGAUGGAGAUGUCCUUGUCAGCAUGAGGUUAUCUAUUACUCUUUCAUGCCCUUUGGAUUUGACAUUGUUUCCCAUGGAUACACAACGUUGCAAGAUGCAACUUGAGAGCUUUGGUUACACAACUGAUGAUUUACGAUUUAUCUGGCAGUCAGGGGAUCCUGUUCAAUUAGAAAAAAUUGCUUUGCCUCAAUUUGAUAUUAAAAAGGAGGAUAUCGAAUAUGGUAACUGUACAAAAUACUACAAAGGCACCGGGUACUACACCUGUGUGGAAGUCAUCUUCACCCUAAGGAGACAGGUCGGGUUUUACAUGAUGGGUGUUUAUGCCCCGACCCUGCUGAUUGUGGUUCUCUCCUGGCUUUCCUUCUGGAUCAAUCCGGAUGCAAGUGCCGCCAGAGUGCCCCUGGGUAUCUUCUCAGUCCUCAGCUUGGCCUCUGAAUGCACAACCCUUGCUGCUGAACUUCCCAAAGUAUCCUACGUGAAGGCUCUUGAUGUAUGGCUCAUUGCUUGUCUUCUCUUUGGGUUUGCUUCACUGGUGGAGUACGCUGUUGUCCAGGUGAUGUUGAAUAACCCCAAACGAGUUGAAGCAGAAAAAGCCAGAAUUGCUAAGGCUGAGCAAGCAGAUGGGAAAGGUGGAAAUGCAGCUAAAAAGAAUACCAUGAAUGGUACAGGGACUCCUGUGCACAUUAGCACUUUGCAGGUUGGAGAGACCAGGUGCAAAAAGGUUUGUACUUCUAAGUCUGAUCUGAGAUCUAAUGACUUCAGCAUUGUUGGAAGCUUACCAAGAGAUUUUGAAUUAUCCAACUACGACUGCUAUGGAAAACCUAUCGAAGUCAACAAUGCACUUGGGAAAUCUCAGGCAAAGAACAACAAGAAGCCACCCCCCGCCAAGCCUGUUAUUCCAACAGCAGCAAAACGAAUUGAUCUUUAUGCAAGAGCUUUGUUUCCUUUCUGCUUCUUGUUCUUCAAUGUUAUAUAUUGGUCUAUAUAUUUAUGAUACAUCUUUUCCAUUUGUAUGAAAUAAAAUCCCAUUUCAUUGUGACUGACCUCAUUGAUAAAUGCCAAUCUGUGAAAAUUUUUGCAUUUUCAUAGCAAUAUAUUGCAUUUUGGAUGCCAUUUGAUUGUAAUAAAAAUGUGGCACCUUAAUUUUGAAUGGCAGCAUGAUCCUGUAAUGUCUGUGCUCUAAUAAUGAUGUAUAUAUGUAUAGCAAACAUAUGCUUUAGGAAUAAGUGAAGGAUAAGCAUACUACAUAAUAUAAAUCCAAACAAUUCUUUUCAGUUAGUGCAAAUUGUAGAUACUUCAGAUAAUAAAAUGAUGUGCACGCCAAAUCCUGUUAUGGUCACGAUUCUAAUGGAUGUAGUAUUUGAAAUCUCCUUCCUUGUAACUUUCAGAAAAAGCCAUCUUAUUCUUGUAUAAUUUUAGAUUAUAUUGUCACAGAUUAAGCAAAAUUAUAUUACGUAUUGUUUAAGCUUUGUAAGUAGAAAUAUACCAGUUAUAAUUAUGUGGGCUCUGUGGAGAAAUAAAGUU
Messenger RNA from Ceratotherium simum simum (southern white rhinoceros), 2202 nucleotides. RefSeq names its product glycine receptor beta (gene GLRB). Lineage: Eukaryota; Metazoa; Chordata; Mammalia; Perissodactyla; Rhinocerotidae. Gene Ontology annotation, biological process: monoatomic ion transmembrane transport; chloride transport. Gene Ontology annotation, molecular function: extracellularly glycine-gated chloride channel activity; transmembrane signaling receptor activity. Gene Ontology annotation, cellular component: postsynaptic membrane. The record is from RefSeq and is a predicted model, not a curated record.